GGUUUCUCCCCCUCCCCCAACACACGCACCCGGGCGGGGCGGGGCGGCUCCCGGGCCGGCCGUGGGCGUGUCGGCCGCAGCCUGCGUGGCCUAGCGAGUCCCGCGCUGCUGGUUCCGCGUGGCCCCGUCGCGGCCGCGGGCUCCGGCCCCAUGGCCGCCAGCACCAAGGCCGUGGCCCUCUUCAAGCGGACCCUGGCGCUGUCUCCCCCGCGGUGCCCCGGCGGCGGCGGCGGCCAGCGCUGCUCGUCCUCGCCGCUGGCCCGGCCGGGGGGGCGGCGCCGCGGGGGCAGCCGGCUCCUGCACCAGGGCUCCCCGCCGGGGGCCUGCCCGGCCUCGCCCCGCUUCCAGCAGCCCGUGUCCCCUCUGCUCUGCCCGCAGGACGGGCUCAGCGACGGCCUCAAGAUCUGCUACCGGUACCUGAACCAGACCAGCCGGAGCUUCGCCGCCGUCAUCCAGGCCCUGGACGGGGAGCUCCGUCAUGCUGUGUGCAUAUUCUAUCUGGUUCUCCGAGCUCUGGACACAGUAGAAGAUGAUAUGACCAUCAACUUAGAAACCAAGGUACCAAUGUUGCAUGACUUCCACUCCUAUCUGUAUCAGCCGGACUGGAGAUACAUGGAGAGCAAGGAGAAGGACAAGCAGGUGCUUGAGGACUUCCCAACGAUCUCCUUGGAGUUCAGAAACCUGGCAAAGGUGUAUCGAGAUGUGAUUGCAGAUAUUUGUCAUAAGAUGGGAGCCGGAAUGGCAGAGUUCUUGGAAAAGAAGGUUGACACCCAGCAUGAGUGGGAUAAGUAUUGUCACUAUGUUGCUGGGCUGGUGGGGAUUGGCCUUUCCCGUCUGUUCUCUGCAUCAGAACUAGAAGACCCUGUCGUAGGACAGGACACAGAGCUUGCAAAUUCCAUGGGCCUCUUUCUUCAGAAAACCAACAUCAUUCGUGAUUAUCUGGAGGACCAGCUGGAGGGAAGAGAAUUCUGGCCCAGAGAGGUUUGGAGCAGGUAUGCCAAGAAACUGUCGGAUCUCGCCAAGCCAGAGCACAUUGACAUGGCUGUCCAGUGUAUGAAUGAACUGAUCACAAAUGCAUUGCACCAUGUCCCUGAUGUUCUCACCUACUUAUCUAGACUGAAAAACCAAAGCGUCUUCAACUUCUGUGCUAUUCCACAGGUGAUGGCCAUCGCCACUCUGGCGGCCUGUUACAAUAACAAACAGGUGUUUCGGGGUGUGGUGAAGAUUCGGAAAGGACAAGCUGUCACUUUAAUGAUGGAUGCCACAAACAUACAAGCUGUCAAGGCUAUAAUGUACCAGUAUGUGGAAGAGAUCUAUCAGAAGGUCCCAAGCACAGACCCUUCUUCUAACAAGACCCAGCAGAUCAUUGUCUCAAUCCGAACAAUGAGUUUGCCCAAUGGUGUCGAGGUAUCCCGUAACCAUUACUCCCCCAUCUACCUCUCAUGCGCCAUGCUUCUGGCAGCGCUGAGCUGGCAGUAUCUGAGUGCGAUGUCGAAGGCAUCAGAGGAGUAUGUACAGGCCAGUGAGAACUGAGGGUUGAUGGGGAGAGCGAAGGUCAGUAGAUGGAUAAAGUUGGGAACAGGUUCUUGUCUCUCCCCUGUUGGAUCUGCUGCCCUGUGGGAUGCCAGACUGGUGUGGGCCCUUAAAGCUGUGAAUGGAAUGGCAAAUCUGAAGGUGUUGGUUGGCCCGCAGUAUUGUGUGUUGCAGCCACUCGCUUGCAGCUGGAUUUGGCUGUUUUCACUGUUUGGAUGAACAGGUUACAAGUAAGACUGGUUGAGUCUCACUUUUCCUCUUUUUGGGAGACUGUUUUACCUGAAUUCUGGCCAGGAUAUUUUUUAAUUGCCUCUGUCACUUGUGAUUUUGACACCUCCCUCCAGUAAAAAGUUGCAUGAUGUGAGCCUGUGCGUUCUCCUUCAUCUGCCCAGUAUGUGUUCUUACCUCAGUACCUUCAUUGCUCAGCAACUGAAUGAUUCCAGCAAGUCAGCCAUCUUGGAAGCCACCAUUCUCUCAGAUGGAUGAAAUCUUCAAUUCACUGGGGCAACGUCUGACCGUUUCGCUAAAUAGCUGAGGAUCUUACAGGACAGAGAUGAGUGCAUAAGUUCUGGGCCUCCCCAUCCUUGUACUAAAUUGUGAAGAGACACUAGCCUUAAAUAUUAGAGCUAUUGCGAUAACUUGGAUGUAGCUUUCUGGUGAGAUUGUUUUCUACAGUUUAAAGAGCGCAGAGGCUGAAAGCAGCGCUCUCUUCCGAAAGCUGAGUAGAUGGCAGAACAUGCAAAGCUUAUUUCUCCACAAAAGUUAAGGUGGGGAACGUGUAGGGGCAGGCUCAAUGGCUCAUAGGUGGGUAAUGACUGCUAAAUCUGGUAGGAUACACCUGUACUGCUUGUGAGUAACACGCCAUCCAAUGGGUGUCUUGGGAUAUAAAAGGUAGCUCCUGAUCCUUGGGGAUGGUUUUCAUCAAACUAUGCAGUGAGGAUCCCCUUCCUGGGCAAAGGAGGUGCACUGUAGUAAGGGAAGUGUGGGAGACAGAAAAGCUGCCAUCUGAGCUGCAGGGGAGCCAAGGAGGCAGAUCUUGAGUCGGCAAACCUUACUGACCUGGAGAGAACAAGGGGAAUGUUGGAGUCUCUCCUCCAGUCCCCUCCUGUCUUUGUGCCCCACCUAGGCUGACAGUAUGGCCUAGAGAAGCACAGGUAGCUCUUUGGACUGGUAACUAAUUGGUUCUGGAAGGAGGGUGAUUGCAUAGCUGCUGCUCAUGCAUUCAAACUCCCUUUGGAAACAGGACUCUCUAUUCACAUACCAUUAUUUUCUGUGGCUUGAGCAGUGUUCCUUUCACCCAUACCCUUUUGGGGAUGCAUGGAUACAGCCUGCUCUGCCUUCCCUGCAGGACUGUCGGCAAUAAAGAUACACACAAUGCUGGUUUUGACAGCUUCUGGCUGUUCAGAUGAAGUCCACAGUGUGAGUACUGUUAUCUGCUGGUUGUCGAUUGCUUCCAGCUCCUGUAAAACUCAAAGUACCCAUGCUGGAGACAAGAAUGGAAACGCUUCAGCCUAAGAUUUAUGGGCUGCUUUCAGCUGCACGGGCGGAGUUCCAGGGACAGCAGCUCUGAAUGUAGCCUUGUCUUGCCGAUUUCAGCAGGUGGCAGUCUUCACCAAUCUCUUGUCUUGAAGAACCUUCAUGAAGGAAACAGACACUUCUCUCUGGACUCAAAACUCCCACCAGCUCUGAAACCUCCAGUCAUCGUAGGAAGAGCCUUUAAAAGUCGAAGUAGUAGGGCUGGCACCAGGAAGUCUGCUUAAAUGCUGCUGGGUUAGCAGUGUUCACUUUCCGUUCAGUGGGGAUGGGGGUCUGCACUACUCCAGCCCCCAGCGCCCCCCCCCCCCCCAGUCUUUAAGCUAGCACAGCUCACAUUUUCAAGCAGCCUCUUUGAAUUGAGGUGAGUAUGUUUAAGGAAGACAGGUGCUUGCUGCUGCUCUAACUCACCCCACCUACUGUUACAUUGUGUACUUCUGUGCUGGCUGUCCUUGCUGUGAGCGACUCCCUGGCUUUUCAUUAACAUCUAGUGGAGCAUGGCCCUGGAGGAAACAGCUGAGGAGCUAUUAACAGUGCUGUUACAGGAAACUCCUCUUGCCCUGUUAUACCUUCUGUUCCCCAAAGCAAGCUCCAUGGGGCUGCUUUUAAACAUCAGCAGCGUCUGGAGUUGUAGAUGUGCACCCAUGGUGGGAAACGUGACUUAGUCUAGUCACUUGAAGUUUAGGAGUUGGGAUCUCUGCUGGGAAAUGUCUCGUGGUUGGGUGUAAGACCAGUACAGCACUAUUACAUGGUGAGCUCUACUCCAUGGUUAUCUGUGUACAUACUUAGCCUAAUUAAAUGUUGAUGCAAAUAUUGCUUUGCUCUUUAUGUAGAGGUCUGGGCUUGAGUUCUCAGCUUCCCUUAAUAAACUUCUUUGCCAAGAA
Dermochelys coriacea (leatherback sea turtle) is the source of this 3950-nucleotide messenger RNA. RefSeq names its product squalene synthase-like. Gene Ontology annotation, cellular component: endoplasmic reticulum membrane. Gene Ontology annotation, molecular function: squalene synthase [NAD(P)H] activity. Bases 151 to 1533 code for a protein of 460 amino acids. The transcript has 7 exons. The record is from RefSeq and is a predicted model, not a curated record. Lineage: Eukaryota; Metazoa; Chordata; Testudines; Dermochelyidae. Gene Ontology annotation, biological process: farnesyl diphosphate metabolic process; cholesterol biosynthetic process.